CACGAGGUAUUGACAUAGACAGAGUAAAUCUGGUUGUGAAUUUGGAUAUGCCCAAAGAUGCCGAAACUUAUUUGCAUCGUGUCGGAAGGACAGGACGGUAUGGAACCCAUGGAUUGGCAAUUAGCUUCGUCGAUAGUGAUGGACUAGAAUUCUUGAACAAUUUAAAACAGAAUUACCAUGUUGACAUCAGCACACUUCCAGAUGAAAUGUCAUACAAACAUCAUCAAAGACCAUUGACAACGGAAAAUGAUAAAGAAGCCUAUGAAAAAUUGUUAGAUGUAAGAGAAACUAUCAAGCUUCCUCCAGUUAUAUUUUCUGAAGAAUCUGACAACACCGCACACGUGAACAAGGGAAAGAAGAAAGAGACCCUGGUGGAAGAUGGGAGAGUUGAGGACAAUUCUCUCGCAAAUGGCAAACCUUAUCAACAGGAUGAUCAUCAGUAUGGAUAUUAUCAAUACCUUGAUUAUUAUAGAAAUCAACAAUUUGAGAAUUGGUAUCACAACACAGAUUCAUAUUAUUAUCAGCAACAUCCUUUACAUCAUCACCUUUCCUAUUACCAUCAAUUUCCAACAUAUUAUUUGCCACCUCAUUAUUAUUAUAAUCACAUGGUCCACGGUAAAUAUGUUGAAGAUAGGAAUGUUGUGUAUGAAAAUGAAACAAAGAGUGCGGGAAAUAGGGUCAAGGGAGAUAAGUCUAGUCAGGGAAAUAGUAAAGUUGAUUAUGGUGAAGUGUUUUUUCCGCCGGAUCUUCCAUUUUAG
This is a messenger RNA of Acaulospora morrowiae, 758 nucleotides long. Lineage: Eukaryota; Fungi; Glomeromycota; Glomeromycetes; Diversisporales; Acaulosporaceae. The record is from the annotation of a GenBank genome assembly.